AGGAUGUUCCUCCUGCUCACAGCACUGCAAAUCUUGGCUACAGCCAUGACCCAGAGCCAAGAGGAUGAGAACAAGAUAAUUGGCGGCUAUACGUGUGUCCAGAACUCCCAGCCAUGGCAGGCGGCCCUGAUGGCAGGUCCCUGGCGUCACUUUCUCUGUGGAGGGGCCUUGCUUUCAGACCAGUGGGUCAUCACCGCUGCUCACUGUGCCCGGCCGAUCCUGCGGGUGUACCUGGGCAAGCACAACCUGAGGAGGUGGGAGGCCACCCAGCAGUUGCUGCGCGUGACUCGCCAGGUGACACACCCCUACUACAACUCCCGGACCCAUGACAACGACCUGAUGCUGCUUCGGCUGGAGAAACCUGUCACUCUGGGGAGGGCAGUGAGGCCCAUCUCCCUUCCUAAGGAUUGUCCCAGCCCCGGGACCCCCUGCAUUGCAUCAGGCUGGGGGACCAUAUCCAGCCCUAUUGCCAGGUACCCACACUCUCUGCAAUGCGUGAAUAUCAACAUCACCCCGGAUCAGGUGUGUCGGCGGGCCUAUCCCGGAGCCAUCACUCCUGGCAUGGUCUGUGCAGGGGUCCCCCAGGGCGGAAAGGACUCUUGUCAGGGUGACUCUGGGGGACCCCUGGUGUGCAGAGGAGAGCUCCAGGGCCUCGUGUCCUGGGGAAUGGAGCGCUGCGCCCUCCCCGGCUACCCCGGCGUCUACACCAACCUGUGCAAGUAUCAAGACUGGAUCAAGCAAACCAUGCGAAGCCAAUGA
Carlito syrichta (Philippine tarsier) is the source of this 759-nucleotide messenger RNA. It is a transcript of the gene KLK14, whose product is annotated as kallikrein related peptidase 14. The coding region runs from base 4 to 759 and encodes 251 amino acids. NCBI's taxonomy places the organism in Eukaryota, Metazoa, Chordata, Mammalia, Primates, Tarsiidae. Gene Ontology annotation, molecular function: serine-type endopeptidase activity. The transcript has 5 exons. Gene Ontology annotation, biological process: proteolysis; epidermis morphogenesis; seminal clot liquefaction. The record is from RefSeq and is a predicted model, not a curated record.